Molecule: messenger RNA, 718 nt
Organism: Girardinichthys multiradiatus
Lineage: Eukaryota; Metazoa; Chordata; Actinopteri; Cyprinodontiformes; Goodeidae
Exons: 6
Coding region: 71-718 (215 amino acids)
Source: RefSeq, a predicted model, not a curated record
UUUAGAGGCUGACAUUUCAAGCAACGAAGGACAACUGAGAACAAAACAGGCUACAUUUAAAUGGAACAAAAUGUUUCUUUUCAAGAUGCUAUUGCUUCCUUUGACAGGAGUUCUAAGCAGAGAUCUGUUUCUCUCCUUCACUGUCAGAGCUGGAGAUGACUUCACUUUGACUUGUGAAAAUGUGAUCAGAGGUCACAGAAACUGUGAUAUCACCAUCUGGCUCUACCCUGAUUCAGGACAAGUGGCAGUGAAGCUGUUUGAACUCGGGAGGAUGAAAAAACUGAGAUCCAACCAGCUGAAUGUUACAUCAAACUGUUCUCUGGUUGUGAGGAAAGUCAGAGCUGAAGAUGUUGGUCAGGACAUCUGUAGACAGUGUGAAUCAGGAGUACAGUCAUGUCCAGACACUGUCAUUAAGCUUUCUGUUGUUUACUGUGAGAAAACAACAGGAGGAACUGGAUCUACGGUAGCUGUGGAUGAUCUCCCAAAACCAACUGGAAGCAACUUCAUAACAGACUGGAGGAUCUUAAUUGUCUUGGUGGUUUCAGUGGGUUCAGCAGGACUGUUUGCUGUUUUUGUGCUCACCAUCUUACUCAGAUUAACUCAAGAGAAGAAACCACAGAUGGAUAAAAACCCUGCAAGUCCGAGUGAUGGUGUCGAUGAAUACAUCUAUGAAAAUGUUCAGCCUUCUUUAUGUCCAGCCUAUCUCAGCAUCCAAUGA